This is a messenger RNA of Zophobas morio, 2012 nucleotides long. RefSeq names its product gamma-aminobutyric acid receptor alpha-like (gene Grd). The coding region runs from base 135 to 1694 and encodes 519 amino acids. Gene Ontology annotation, biological process: regulation of membrane potential; chloride transmembrane transport; nervous system process. NCBI's taxonomy places the organism in Eukaryota, Metazoa, Arthropoda, Insecta, Coleoptera, Tenebrionidae. Gene Ontology annotation, molecular function: GABA-A receptor activity; extracellular ligand-gated monoatomic ion channel activity; chloride channel activity. The transcript is spliced from 10 exons. The record is from RefSeq and is a predicted model, not a curated record. Gene Ontology annotation, cellular component: synapse; plasma membrane; neuron projection.
GUCAGUGUCGCGUGGUGAAGACACCCACAGAAGUCCGAAGAUGCCACUUUACUAGAUGUGUGUUUUCCGGCGAGACUUGCCGGAAUCCUCUGACAAAGGCGCUCCGGUUUGAGUUCCGCAAGUUCAGCAACAGGAUGAAGCGGUUUCAACUUUGGCUGGCCGUUUCGUUGCUAACCAAGUUUGAAACCAGUUCAGGUGUGUCCCUCAAACAAUCUUCCAGGGCGCCGCAAAUCAACAAUCACCAGAACAUUUCGACGCUCCUCGAUAAUCUGCUCCGGGGAUACGAUAACAGCAUCAGGCCGGACUUUGGCGGCCCGCCCGCAAUCGUCGAAGUUGAUAUCAUGGUGCGCAGCAUGGGCCCAAUCUCCGAAGUCGAUAUGACGUAUUCGAUGGAUUGCUACUUCCGUCAAUCUUGGGUGGAUCGACGAUUGGCCUUCCCCGGGGACACGAACGACACUUUGGCUUUGAGUAUCUCGAUGCUCGGGAGGAUUUGGAAGCCCGACACUUAUUUUUACAACGGAAAGCAGUCGUAUUUGCACACUAUAACGACCCCGAACAAGUUCGUUAGGCUGUAUCAGGACGGCAGGGUGCUGUAUUCGUCUAGAUUGACGAUUAAAGCUGGAUGUCCUAUGAAUUUGGAGGACUUUCCGAUGGAUAUCCAGAGGUGCCCGCUCAAGUUCGGCUCGUUCGGAUACACAGCUCAGGACGUCCUGUACCGGUGGAACAAAGCCAGACAGGUGGCCAUCGCCGACGACAUGAAACUGUCACAGUUCGACCUGAUCGCGACCCCCGCAGCUAACCACACCGACACCAUCGUCAACAGCGAUACCAAAUCAGGUGUUCGCCUUGUUGACACCUUUGAGAUUACUGAAUAUUCAAUGCUUCUUGUCAGUUUCCACUUGCAACGGCAUAUGGGAAACUUUCUCAUUCAGGUGUACGGCCCUUGCGUCCUCCUCGUCGUGCUUUCCUGGGUCUCGUUCUGGCUCAACAGGGAGGCCACGGCGGACAGAGUGUCCCUAGGUAUCACGACCGUCUUAACCAUGACGUUCCUGGGUCUGGAAGCCAGGACGGACCUCCCCAAAGUCCCCUACCCCACAGCGCUCGACUUCUUCGUGUUCCUGUCGUUUGCGUUCAUUUUCGCUACUAUUAUCCAGUUCGCUGUGGUCCACUACUUCACGAAAUACGGUUCCGGGGAGUGCUACUUCAGCUCGGAUUUCAGUUCCGAUUCCAGCAGCGACGAGGAGGAUUGGAUUGAAACCACAGACAACGCGCCGAAGGACGCCACCUCGCACGUGUCCGGUUCCCCUGUUUGCAAGAGCUCGAAUUUCGACAGCUCGAACGGCGGCGAUCCGCAUUUCGUCGAAGUAAUUCCGCUGUCGGCGUGUUCCAUUCCGGUGGCUUCGAUGAGGCGGACGUCGCAGCCUUGGAGCAAUCUCUCCUGCAUCAGCAGAUCCCAAGAAGAAAAGAACUUCGUGCCGAGUCCGGCCAAGUCCGCCGGAAGCCAGAAGUCGCCGUGUCAGAACCAACGCCACAGGAAAAAGAAGAAGAAAAGAACGCCCCGGUUUAACUCCGUCUCGAAAAUUGAUCGCGCAUCCAGGGUAGUCUUCCCCGUCCUGUUUGUUACCAUUAACUUGUUUUACUGGUAUUCGUACCUGUCGAGGACCAAGCGCAUUCAGAAUCUGAGCGUUAAGUAAAUAACUGUCAUAGCUGUGAUGUUCUGCUUAAUUGGUGUCAUAGUUCCUGUUUUUUUCGGUUUGGUUUUAUUUCGUGAGGGGUGGAAUAGCUACGUGAAACUGCCAAAUUUAUGUCGCGGGGGAGGGACUUGAUGAUUUCGGGAAAUUACUGCGGAACCAAAUCAUUAUGUAGCGAUUUAUUAUUGUACGAUAAUAAAACUAUAUUGUCGUUUAUUAUUAUUAUUAUUAUUAGACAGGAGGAAUUAUAUUUAUUGUUGUUAUUUGUUGAAAAGUCUAUAGUGUUAGAGAUAAUAAAUUACCUAUAAUUUUUUUCGUAAG